Medioppia subpectinata is the source of this 1083-nucleotide messenger RNA. NCBI's taxonomy places the organism in Eukaryota, Metazoa, Arthropoda, Arachnida, Sarcoptiformes, Oppiidae. The record is from the annotation of a GenBank genome assembly.
AUGUAUAGGACAAUGGCUGCGAGUGCUCUCGAAGGUAUCCGGAUGUACCCUGGUAGAGUUCAGGAAAGUAUCAGGGAAUUGGAUCAGUGCCAGUCCAGUCGGGAACUACUCAUCGCAUCCCUAUUGGCACUCAUUUUUUCGCACCGAAAAUGUCAAGUGAUUGACAAGGAAACUGUGGCUCAAUUGGAGGCCAAAUUGCGAGAGAACCGAAAGCAGGCAAAUGAAAUGGGUUUAUACUAUGCGGGACUCUUCCUCCUGUUGUCGGGACGUCUGGAAAAGGCGAAGGAAUACAUCGACCGUAUGAUUAAAAUGUCGCCUAAUUUUAAAGAAGGAUUAAUACUUAAGGGAUGGCUUGAGGUACAGUCGGGCAGCGAUGAGGACAUUACAUCCAUGAAUCACUCGGCCAUGAAUUACUUUGACAUCUCAUCUAAAUUCAACGAUCCCGAUGUAAUCAUUGGCAAGUCUAAGGUGUUGGAGAAAAACAGUUCAUUCAUCGGUGGUGUGGAGCAACUGAAUCAGGCCAUCGUAUUGUAUCCACGGUUUUUGCCCGCUUUCAUCGAGAAAAUGAAACUUCAAGCGUGUCUUAAGGACUGGGAACAAGUGGUGGACACAGCGUUUCGGGCGCUGGCUAUCGAUAAACACUGUUUGGACGCUCAGAGAUAUCUAAUUGUUUACAGUAUGGCCUGGGAUAAUAACCAAGAGGCCGCAUCAUCUAAAUUGCUUGAUCUCAUCGCAUCUUUUGAGAUAAGAGAGCCUAAAAACGCCGACUUAUACUACGAGAGCGCAAAACUGUUCGCAAGAAUUGCAUUCAGAAAUGAAGAAAUUUUGACCCAUUCGAUGAAUUUGAUAGAAAGGGCUGUAUUUCUGGACCCGACAAACAUUGUGAUCAUCUGUGAACAUGCAUUUCAGUGCAUGUUAUUAAACCGCAUGACUGACGCCCAAAGACACUACAAGAAUGCCACUAAAAUGGAUGAGACGAGUAUAAUGGGCUUAACAGGACUUCUUCACUGUCAGCUCAUUGAAGGCCAGAAAGGAGUGGAGGAACAGUUGGAUUCGCUCGAAGAGUUUAAUAAAGCCACCGGA